Colletotrichum destructivum is the source of this 1002-nucleotide messenger RNA. RefSeq lists its product as uncharacterized. The record is from RefSeq and is a predicted model, not a curated record. The transcript is spliced from 2 exons. Bases 1 to 1002 code for a protein of 333 amino acids. NCBI's taxonomy places the organism in Eukaryota, Fungi, Ascomycota, Sordariomycetes, Glomerellales, Glomerellaceae.
AUGACGACGAAAACAAUUCCCUCCUUUGGAUCGAGGAGUCUGUGUGCACUGUUCUUGUCGUUGUUGGCUCACUUGAUUGCUGUCGCCGCAUCUCCCAACCCGGCAGUCAACCCCACGCACGUCGCACCAGACCCGGUUCUUACCAAGAGGGUGAAGUUAGAAGUGCCUCCUUUUGGGAAAGAUUACAAUGGCCGUGUCAAGAAGGGCGAGUGGCUUAAUGGCCUCUUUUCUCUAAAUGACGAAGACGCGAAAAAAUGGGCCAGCCCGUACCAGAACCCGGACGAACUAUUCGAUUGGGGGUGGACGCCUUAUGUUCAAGCCCCCUGGUUGCCCUUGCAAGAAGGGCAAAAGGUUCGAAAGCCCGAGUUCGGGGACAAGUUGGAUGCGGCAUUCAAAGACCCGGAAUUCCCAGUAGACAAAGAGAAACUCGCACUCUACCGCUUCGUCCACGAUAAAGAGUUUGAGUAUAAAGACGGGCGUAAGGGGGAGCCGACGGAAGCGAGAUACUACAAUGUGGCCAGUCCGCAAGACGGCGCAUUCAUUUUUGAUUCGAACUGGAGCCCUACAUACCAGAGGAAGGAAGAUCGUAUAGGGGACGUCCCUGACCUGGACACGCUGUCCGACCUUGCCUACUUCCAGUGGCGGGACAGCUGCCAGGCUGUCGGUGUCGAGUUCGGCAGCCUCAAGGUCAUCUUCCGUUCUAAUAUUUACUACGCCCCAACUUUCAACACUAUCAUAGAGACAAUGCGCCAAGCGGAUUAUUCGCAGGUCCCAGGCUGGGAUAAGCGCGUGACGUUCUCGAUGGACUCGCAGGAGGGACACGCGAUCCUUGGCAGUGCCCACGGAGCUUCAACAGCCUGGUUCCUCAUCCAGCAUAGAGAGGAAUUAGGUGCGAAGAGGUUAAAGGAGGUGGUGGUGUGGGGAGCGACGGGAGCGUUUGGGCUAGACAUGGACAUGGAAGUCGCAAACUUGACUCUGAGGUUCACAGUCACAAACGCGUAG